This is a messenger RNA of Acomys russatus (golden spiny mouse), 2219 nucleotides long. It is a transcript of the gene Calcoco1, whose product is annotated as calcium binding and coiled-coil domain 1. Bases 152 to 2188 code for a protein of 678 amino acids. NCBI's taxonomy places the organism in Eukaryota, Metazoa, Chordata, Mammalia, Rodentia, Muridae. The transcript is spliced from 15 exons. The record is from RefSeq and is a predicted model, not a curated record.
UGUCAAGUCACAAAAGAACCACACGCCCCAGAAGCUCUCGCGUCACUCUUUCCCCUCCCCUCCUGUAGUCGGAGUGCUGUUUUUGUUGGUGGUGAAAGGUGAGGGGAACAGCUGAUCCGUCUGUAGGGACAGUCGGCAUCUUGAGGGCAGAAUGGAAGAGUCAUCACUAAGCCGGGCAACGUCCCGGGGUGGAGUCAGCUUCCUGAACGUGGCCCGGACCUACAUCCCCAAUACCAAGGUGGAAUGUCACUACACUCUGCCUCCAGGCACCAUGCCCAGCGCCAGUGACUGGGUUGGCAUCUUCAAGGUGGAAGCUGCUUGUGUUCGGGAUUAUCACACGUUUGUAUGGUCCUCAGUGCCAGAAAGUACAACUGACGGUUCCCCCACCCAUGCCAGUGUUCAAUUCCAAGCCAGCUACCUGCCCAAACCAGGAGCCCAACUCUACCAGUUCCGGUAUGUGAACCGCCAGGGCCGGGUGUGCGGGCAGAGCCCCCCGUUCCAGUUCCGAGAGCCGAGGCCCAUGGAUGAGCUGGUGACACUGGAGGAGGCCGACGGAGGCUCUGACAUCCUGUUGGUUGUCCCUAAGGCCACUGUGCUUCAGAACCAGCUGGAUGAGAGCCGGCAGGAACGGGACGACCUGCUGCAGCGGAAGCUGCAGUUGGAGGAUCAGGUGACAGAGCUGAGGAGCCGCGUGCAGGAGCUGGAGGCAGCUCUGGCCACUGCCAGGCAGCAGCAUUCGGAGCUCGCAGAGCAGUACAAGGGCCUGUCCCGGUCCCACGGAGAGCUCACAGGAGAGAGGGACGUCCUGAACCAGCAGAAGGGAGAGCAUGUGGCCCGGAUCUUGGAGUUAGAGGGUGACAUCCAGGCCAUCAGCAACAAGGUGCUGAUGAAGGAGGUGGAGCUGGACAGGACUAGAGACACAGUGAAGGCCCUGACGCGGGAACAGGAGAGGUUCUUGGCACAGCUGAAGGAGGCCCAGGCCGACAAGGAGCAGAGCGAGGCCGAGUUGCAAAUGCUGCAGGGUGAGAACUGCCGCUUAAACAUAGAGCUGCAGGAGGCCAAGGGCCGGCAAGAAGAGCAGGGUGCUCAGGUCCAGCAGCUGAAGGACAAGGUGGCCCACAUGAAGGACACCCUGGGCCAGGCCCAGCAGAGAGUGGCCGAGCUGGAGCCCCUGAAAGAGCAGCUCCGAGGGGUCCAAGAACUUGCAGCCUCGAGCCAACAGAAAGCUGCCCUCCUUGGGGAGGAGUUGGCCAGCGCAGCAGGAGCCAGAGACCGAACCAUUGCUGAGCUCCACCGCAGUCGCCUGGAGGUGGCAGAAGUCAGCAGCCGCCUGGCCGAGCUCAGCCUGCACGUGAAGGAGGAGAAAUGCCAGUGGAGCAAGGAGCGGACAGGGCUGCUGCAGAGCCUGGAGGCCGAGAAGGACAAGACCCUGAAGCUCAGUGCAGACAUCCUCCAGCUGGAGAAGACAGUCCAGGAAGAGAGGAGCCAGAGCCACAGACUCAGGGCAGAACUGGCCCGAGAAAAGGACUCUAGCCUGGUGCAGCUAUUAGAGAGUAAGCAAGAGCUGACAGAGCUGCAGACAGAGAAGCAGGAGCUGCUCGAGUACAUGAGGAAGCUGGAGGCCCGCCUGGAGAAGGUGGCAGACGAGAAGUGGACCGAAGACGCUGCCACAGAAGAUGAGGAAGCCGCUGCUGGGCUGAGCUGCCCUGCAGCCCUGACCGACUCAGAGGAUGAGUCCCCGGAGGACAUGAGACUCCCACCCUAUGGCUUGUGUGACGGCGGAAGCCUGCGCUCCCCUCCUCCUGGGCUCCGGGAGGCGUCUUCUCUUGUUGUCCUCAACCAGCCUACACCCAUUGCUCCCCACCUCUCAGGGCCAGCGGAGGCCAGCAGCUCUGACUCAGAGGCUGAAGACGAGAGGUCGGUCCUGAUGGCUGCUGUGCAGAGUGGGGGUGAAGAAGCCAACCUCCUGCUUCCUGAGCUCGGCAACGCCUUCUAUGACAUGGCCAGUGGCUUUGCAGUGGGUUCCCUGUCAUCAGAGGCCAGCACUGGGGUCCCAGCCACCCCUCCAUGGAAGGAAUGUCCCGUCUGUAAGGAGCACUUUCCUGCUGAGAGUGACAAGGACGCCCUGGAGGACCACAUGGAUGGACACUUCUUUUUCAGCACCCAGGACCCUUUCACCUUUGAGUGACCUCACCCCUCCCUCGUACGUAGACACGCUC